UCCAUCUCCUCCCACUCAACCAACGCCCCCUCCACUCGCGCCGCGGAUGGGACGCCGGAGGACCAAGCAGGCAUGCGCGACCAACCCGAGCAUGCUCAGUAGCGCGCACGGCGCCCCGGAGCUUCAUCCAGCCGCUGCUGACGCGGAGGUCUCCGCGGCAGCCGCGGGAGCGGCAGGAAGUGAAGCGGCCUGUCCCGGCGACCGCGGAGGCAGAAACAGAGGCGGAAGGGACCCUGCGGCGACGUCGUCGUCGACGGGGGUGACGGAGGGGGCUGAGUAUCUAGGGGACUCGCUGGCUGGGAAGCCGGAUCCCGAACCGGGCAGGAUGGAUUAUCACCAGCCGGGGACUGGCCGCUACCAGGUGCUUCACAAUGAAGAGGAUAAUUCAGAAUCACCUGCAGUGGAGCAACCAUCAGCUUCAGCUCCAACACCACAGACCAUGCGGACUGUUCCUGCAGCAUUAGUACUCGAAACAGACUCUUCUCCGCCACCUUACAGUAGUAUUACUGUGGAAGUACCUACAACUUCAGAUACAGAAGUUUACAGUGAGUUUUAUCCUGUGCCACCUCCCUACAGUGUUGCUACCUCUCUUCCUACCUAUGAUGAAGCUGAGAAAGCAAAAGCUGCCGCAAUGGCAGCUGCAGCAGCAGAAACAUCUCAAAGAAUUCAGGAGGAAGAGUGUCCACCAAGAGAUGACUUCAGUGAUGCAGACCAGCUCAGAGUGGGUAAUGAUGGGAUCUUCAUGCUGGCAUUUUUCAUGGCAUUUAUUUUCAACUGGCUCGGAUUUUGUUUAUCCUUCUGUAUCACCAAUACCAUCGCUGGAAGGUACGGUGCCAUCUGUGGGUUUGGCCUUUCAUUGAUCAAGUGGAUCCUUAUCGUCAGGUUUUCUGAUUAUUUUACUGGAUAUUUCAAUGGACAAUAUUGGCUUUGGUGGAUAUUUCUUGUACUUGGCCUGCUCCUUUUCUUCAGAGGAUUUGUUAAUUACCUAAAAGUCAGAAACAUGUCUGAAAGUAUGGCAGCUGCUCAUAGAACAAGGUAUUUCUUCUUAUUGUAAAGACUACAUCAACCAGACAUUCCUUUCUUACACCAAUGUGAAAUUUCCAGAUCAUCUUGUAAACCUACAACUUUAAUAGGAUAGAAGACUACUAAUAACAGAAGACAAAUUAGUUAAGAAAAGAUAGAGCUUCAAAAUUGAAUGGCAGAGUGGUUUAUGCUUAAAAGCCAUUUCUGUUCAUUCUCUUAAAUAUUUAUAUUUCAUUUGUUUCGUGCAUUUGCGUAUGUGUCCCUUCAAAAGAUUUGCAUAUACUUGAAAGACACCGUGAAGUUGCAGCAGUGAAGUCCACUCACAUUUGGUUGAUCAGUGUUUGAUAUAAUUGGAAGAGUUGAGCGAUAAACAGUGUUCUAGCAUGUAAAUGCCAUGACUUCUGACCUGACAUUUAGUGUAAUAAAAUUGAGAUUAUUAACCAUGUCAAAUGCUGUAGUUCCUGCCUCUGAGAUUCAUCUAGUAACUACACAUGAAACAUCCUUUGUUGUAAAGUUUUUUGGAAACUGCAGUGCUGAUUACUAGAAAAGCUUUGUCAGAUUUUUGAACAUGAUUUUACAUCGUCAUUUAGCAAAGCUCUUUCUGUAAAUAACCAAGAAUAAAUUACUUUCUGCAUUGUUUUCUUAGAAAUUGUGUCUAGAUAUCUUCUCAUUAAUUUUAAAAUAAGUAAUUUAAUAUAUACAGAACAUUUGGGUGUUAAAGUUAGUUUGUUUUAAGACAAAUGUUAAGAAAAUGUGGGUGUUCCACAUAUCCUCUAUAAGAACAAGAUUGUUAAGGGACACGCCGGUGUUAGGGAUCUUCAAACGAGAAGCGUGGUUUCUAGCCUUGCCCGUCUCAGAGAUUCUUACAGGAAGCGAUUGUAUUAGAUGUCGUAUUUAUUUCAUUUAUGACAGUUUUGAAAAUUAAUUUUUUGAAUAAGAUAGUCUCAUUUGCAUUUGUCUUUUAAAAAGCCAAUAAAAGUAUCUUUUCAUUAUCAUUGUAGUAAGUUUUAGAUAUUUAGUUUGUUAAAUUUAGCAAAUAAAAACUUGUGCUAUUAAUAGCUCUAGCUUUGUGGUUGUAGGACUGACUUGUAAAACUCAUAUCAUGAUAUGCAAAAUAUGUUUCCAAGUUCCGGAAAUGUCUGUGGAGUAUGGGGCCUGGGCUGUGUCUGCGUGCUGCGAGACUGUGUGUGCCACCGUUACUGCAACUGGAAUCGACGUUACGUUCAUAAGCUACUGCAUUUUGCAAGUCAUUUUAUGUCUUGUUUACUUUUCUUUUCCGUUAAUGUCUUUGCUUUUGAGUGCCAACAUUAAAACGAUCAGAAUUAUCUCAUCUUUUAAACUGAAAAAUCAUUUAAUACAGCUAAAUAGAACACAUAAAAUUGACUGUUUAUUAUUAGGCACGGAGUACUACUAAAAGAUACACCUAAAACUAUUCAGGGACAUUUUUCCAUUGCUGGAAAAAAAUUUAUUAUGCUUUAUAGCUUCUUUUGUAUUUAUCUGUAUUUUCUGAUUUAUUUCAUUGUCUUUCAUAAUAAAACAUACAUUUUUGUUUUUGCUAA
Messenger RNA from Phyllostomus hastatus (greater spear-nosed bat), 2582 nucleotides. RefSeq names its product Nedd4 family interacting protein 2 (gene NDFIP2). Gene Ontology annotation, molecular function: WW domain binding. Gene Ontology annotation, biological process: positive regulation of protein ubiquitination; ubiquitin-dependent protein catabolic process; metal ion transport. The transcript is spliced from 8 exons. Gene Ontology annotation, cellular component: Golgi apparatus; perinuclear region of cytoplasm; endoplasmic reticulum. The coding region runs from base 47 to 1054 and encodes 335 amino acids. The record is from RefSeq and is a predicted model, not a curated record. NCBI's taxonomy places the organism in Eukaryota, Metazoa, Chordata, Mammalia, Chiroptera, Phyllostomidae.